GACACUGGUUACCUUGGAUGAAAUUGAAUUUUCCAAUUUUUCGUCCCUCAAUGGCAAUGAAUAAUCGAAGUGCACCAACAGGUCAAAGGCGUACUCAUGUAUUACAAAGAGCCGCUGGAAAAUUAUUUUAUCAGUGGGCCGAGGCUAUCGGAUCUAGAUUGGAGCAAUUUUUAGCUGAAGAUAAACAAAAUUUUGAGAAAGUUAAUCAAAUUAUGCUAGAUGAAACUAAACACAGAGAUUUAAUUAUUGAAGACGAGGAGGAAGAUUUUCUGGAUGAAGCGAGCAUAAAAACUUAUGGAUCGCAGUGUCCAAUCGCUUUGCGCUUAGUUGCCUGUAUGUUGCUUUUGGAAAUUACGGCCUUUCUUAGAGAAAUGUAUCAGACUCUCCCCAAAUCAAAUAGACUUUCAACUAAGGAACGACCACCCCCUUGGGAAAAAUUAUACAGUCGUGAUGCAAAUAGACGUUGGAGUAUGGCCCUUUCAUCUAUGGGACAUUCACAAACUUCUGCACAGAGCUUACAGUCAAUUGUCGGCGAUAGGGAAAAUGAGCGUAAAAUUAGCUUUGUUCUUCAUGAGCCAGAUAAUGAAUCGGAAGGUAGUAGUAAAUCUAAUGUUACAAUUCAAGGUGAAGACAUUCAGAAUAAUGAAAAAGAAAAAAAUAAACGCUUUCAAGCGUCUUCAUCAAGACCUUUUUUAUUGCGACGGGGCACAGCAAGCAAUACAGCUACUAGUUCUUUCAAACGAAGAAGUUUAAAGCUCCGAAGAGGUACGAAGGAAGGAAAGGAAAUUGAAUUGGAAGCAUUUCGUCGUGCUGAUUCUAUUCAAUCUAAACGGAAGGUUAGUUCAUUGUCGGAUAGAAGCGAUACGUCUGAACCAGGACUCUAUGGAGAAGUCAGUGGCGAAGAGUCUCCUGGAAUUUUAAGUGAUGAUCAACCACCAGAAAGUCCUAGUGACAGUAAUGAUGCUGAUGAAACUAAUAAAAAUUUUCCAUGGAUGAAAGUAGUGGUACAAUUUGCAACUAAUUUUAAUUUUUAUUGUUGUCAUCAAAAUUUUUGUCAUCCUUAUUGCCAUCGAAGGCAAAUGCGUGCAAGUGAGAGGCUAAUCAAAUCAGUUCGGAAAGUAUAUGGUGAAGAAUUUGGUUUUAUAAAUGAAAAUGGUUUUUUUUAUUUAAACAGUGAUAAAAAAGAUAAUGGUAAAAAAGAUAAGCGAGGUAGAAAGAUUUCAGAUCAAAUGAGUUCACAAGUAUCACCUGUACGAAGAAAAGAUAGCAUCGGACGCAAAUUCAAAAUAGAAAAAAAUGUAGACGGUUUACAAACGAGUCAUUUAAUGGGUGGAAGUCGCGAUUCAUCAAAAGAUGUAUCCGAUCAUGAUUACGAUUAUAAUCAAGAUUUCGCUAGAGCAAUGGCACCACCAGAAGAUUAUAAAGAUAAAGAAGAACUUCCUAUGUUAAAAUAUAUAAAAAGACAAGUAAAGGACGCUUUUCAUGCACCUUUAGCUACUCUUUUAAAAGGAGCAAUCGUAAUGUCGGACGAUCUUUUUAUCGACAUUCUCCCAGUUACUUGGGAACUUCUGUUAGAAAUGAAUCAAGAAGUUGCUGCGGCAGCUGCUUCGUUAUUUAUAGUUUCAGCAGUUCGUGCACCAACACAAGCAACUGAUAUUAUGCACCGUGGAUUGCGUCAUUCACAUACAGCUAUCCGAAUAAAUUCUAUCUUAAGAUUUCAAGUUUUAUGGAAAUUCCGAUAUCAAGUAUGGCCGAGAAUGGAAGAAUCGGCUCAUUUAACAUUCAAAGUACCACCACCAGGGAUUGAAUUUACAUUACCGUCUCCAAAAAUUGGCAUAGAAUCUUUACCUGUUGUAGAUCCGCCAUGGAUGCCACAAGUAAAGACGAAAGUUGAAGAAGUGACUAUUAAUCAAGAACGACACAGAGCUUUAGUAACAGCAACAAAAACUCGUAAAAAACAGCAAACUGAGCUAAUAAAAAAAGCAUUACAAGCACAAGAUGAUAAGAAACGAGAGGAAAGAGAAAAUUUUUUAAUUACAACCAUACCGAUUACACUACAAGCAGCUUAUGAACCGAGUCCAGUGGGAGAAGAUCACGACGAAGGCAACAUUGAUGAAGAUGGAGGUGAUUUGGCUCCACGUAAUUUAACCCACCAUGGACAAUCAGCAUUAUCUCUGUUCCCAUCAGCAUUAUGCUCUGCCAUCAUUCAAAUAAUAAUUCUUUUAGACGAUGCUGCAGUUUCCGAAGAUGGUAAUGCAGUUUAUGAAAUGGCUUAUCAGGUUGUGCAUAGCGUCCACGGUAUUAUGUUCAAAGAUUUAAAACAAAUUUUAAGGAAAGAACAGUGUGAUGCUUCUAUUUUAUUGACAGCUAAUGUUCCUUCGGCUAAAAAAAUUAUUGUUCAUGGCCCACAAGACCCCGAUGCUGGUGGUAUACCUUCUCAAUUUCCUGUUCAAGAAGAUACACAAUUUGGCCAAAUAUUACGAGAGUCUCUUGAUUUUUUUGGUAUCGAAGAAACUAAACAUAAGGAAUAUUUUCUUGUUGAUUACAAAACACAUCAAAUUCACAAUCCAUCAUCAUACGUACGAGAUUAUUAUUUCUUUAAACGUUCUCAGUAUCCACAAUUAGAACUUGUUUUUAUGAAAUCAGAAGAUGCUUUUAAUGCCUUACAACGACAAGAGCUCACAUACAAAUUUGUUGAAAUAGGCAAAGUUCUAUUAACAUGGGCGAUUUUGAAAAAUGUUGACAUGGUUGUUCAGCGAGUGGUUUUUUUACACGAGGAACUAAUGAAAUUACCGUCAUUUCCUCGUAAAGCAUUGGAAGCAGAUCUCGAUUUAUAUAAAGGUGGUGAAAUGGGCAGGGUCCCAUCUUCCUGUCUUUUCAAUCUUCUUCUAAGUCUCGAAACUCCUUCGCCCGAUCCACUUAAUAUCGAAGAAUUAGUGAAAGAAGAGAAGCCGCUAAAAGCUAUAGAUUUUUGUUACCACGAUGAAAAUGAAAUGGUUACUAUAUUGGAUUGCAUUUCACUUUGUGUAAUGGUUAUUUCAUAUGCCGCUGAUUCUGUACGAGGUCAGCAAAUGUUGACAAUUUUGGAAGCUAUUAUGCCGUGUUAUGUGCAGCAAAUACAGCAUCCUUCAUACAACAAAGAAGGAAAAACUGAAAAGGAAAUUAUUAAUCAAUUAGCAAUUGCCAUUAGAACUCUUGUUAAUAAUUCUGAGGCUUUGACGAAGUAUUAUAAUCGUCCACAAAAAUCAAGCCCAGAACAUAAAGGUUCUAGUCAGAGAAAUUAUGGAAAAAGCUCUUAUUCACCUGGUUUCGAAUUUGACGAAGAAGCGCAGAUAAAUAAAUAUAUGGAACAUAGUAAAAGUAAAAAUCACGAACGCGAUAAUGACGAUGUUGAAACUAAUCAUAAAAAUGAAUUUAUACGUCCGAGAGAUACAUUGCUGAACAUGAUUGAUGUGCCUAAAUUGAGAAACACAGAUAUCUCUUUUGCAUUGACUACGGUACUAAAUACUUUAUGGCCACCGGGAGCAAAAAUGAUGCAACUCGCAGCACCAAAUUUAAAAGCUGCUACUGAUAUUCGCACUGGAAGUCUAACUUUUGCAGUAAGGGAUUCUAAAACAUUAACAAAAAUAUCACUGACGUUAUACCAAGUUGCCUUUUUAGAUCUUUUUGAUGAACUAAGAAAAUUGAAAGAAGAAAUAGAAGAUCGUAAAUUUGGUAAUUUUAUUCAAUAA
Messenger RNA from Ceratosolen solmsi marchali, 3731 nucleotides. RefSeq names its product unc80, NALCN channel complex subunit (gene unc80). NCBI's taxonomy places the organism in Eukaryota, Metazoa, Arthropoda, Insecta, Hymenoptera, Agaonidae. Gene Ontology annotation, biological process: monoatomic cation homeostasis. Gene Ontology annotation, molecular function: monoatomic cation channel activity. Bases 18 to 3731 code for a protein of 1237 amino acids. Gene Ontology annotation, cellular component: cation channel complex; axon. The transcript has 15 exons. The record is from RefSeq and is a predicted model, not a curated record.